This is a messenger RNA of Pipistrellus nathusii (Nathusius's pipistrelle), 810 nucleotides long. NCBI's taxonomy places the organism in Eukaryota, Metazoa, Chordata, Mammalia, Chiroptera, Vespertilionidae. The record is from the annotation of a GenBank genome assembly.
AUGCUGCGAGGGCCCCGGGCGCCGGCCCCGGCCGCCGCGCUGCCCCUCCAGGGGCUGCCGGCCCUGAGCCCCACGGAGCUGUGGCCACCCGGCCUGGGCAGCCCGCAGCUCUGCCCGCUCACCGCCACCUACUACACCACCUCGCUGUACGCGCAGACGGCGCCCCCCGCCGCGGUGUCCGGCACCUGCCUGGACGCCACCCCCCACGGACCCGAGGGCCCAGCUGUGCGAUGCGUGCCGGCCGGCCGGCUGCCGGCCAAAAGGAAGCUGGACCUGGAGGGCAUUGGGCGGCCCGCGGCCCUGGAGUUCCAGACUCCCAAGGGGAAGCUCAUUAGAGUGGAUGGCCUCCCCAGCCCGAAGACACCCAAGUCCCCCGGGGAGAAGACUCGGUACGACACAUCGCUGGGGCUGCUCACCAAGAAGUUCAUUUACCUCCUGAGCGAGUCCAAGGACGGGGUCCUGGACCUGAACUGGGCUGCGGAGGUGCUGGAUGUGCAAAAGCGGCGCAUCUAUGACAUCACCAACGUGCUGGAGGGCAUCCAGCUGAUUCGCAAGAAGGCCAAGAACAACAUCCAGUGGGUAGGCAAAGGAGCACUGGAGGACCCCACCCGGCCUGGGAAGCAGCAGCAGCUGGGACAGGAGCUGAAGGAGCUGAUGAGCACGGAGCAGGCCUUGGACCAGCUCAUCCAGAGCUGCUCUCUGAACUUCAAGCACCUGACCGAGGACAAGGCCAACAAGAAAUAUCCUCGGUGGCCGGGAGGAGGUGGUCAGGGGGCUGGGCCUGCUGCUCUCAUAUCUACCCGGAGUUGA